This is a messenger RNA of Cokeromyces recurvatus, 1476 nucleotides long. RefSeq lists its product as uncharacterized. Lineage: Eukaryota; Fungi; Mucoromycota; Mucoromycetes; Mucorales; Mucoraceae. The transcript is spliced from 3 exons. The record is from RefSeq and is a predicted model, not a curated record. Gene Ontology annotation, cellular component: nucleus. Bases 1 to 1476 code for a protein of 491 amino acids. Gene Ontology annotation, biological process: cellular response to starvation; regulation of DNA-templated transcription. Gene Ontology annotation, molecular function: RNA polymerase II transcription regulatory region sequence-specific DNA binding; DNA-binding transcription factor activity, RNA polymerase II-specific; zinc ion binding.
AUGCAACCAUUUACACCCUAUUUUGCUGGCUAUGAAAACCAGCAACAACCUCAAACAAGUCAACCUCAGCAACAACCACAAACAAAUCAACCUCAAGAUCAUCAGCAACCUCAACAGCCUCAACCUCCUCAACCCUUGAGUAUGAAUGGUCCUAAUCUUGCUAUUUAUAGCCCUGCUGCAAUGCAGCCUUUAUCUGUCUUGACAGCUCCUCAAACUAAACCUGAUCAAUCACAACCUCCUAUGGGUACCCCUCCUGUUGACCUUGGUGCUCAUGGUAAACCAAAAAGAAAGCAAGUAAAGAAUGCCUGUGUCAACUGUCAAAAAGCUUGUAAGAAAUGUGAUGAAGGUAGACCUUGUCAAAGAUGUAUUAAAUAUGGGAUUACGGAUACUUGUGUUAAUUCUGUUCGUAAAGAACGUAAGAAGGGUAUUAAACGUGGUCCUUAUAAGAAGAGAAAUAAGAAUGGUGUUGAUAGCGCAACUUCAUCUGGUACCUCUACACCUAAUAUGGCUUCUCCUAUGACAAGUGCAAAUAUUUAUGCUCCAAAUAAUAGUAUGCGUGCUCCUAAUACAAUGCCAAUUCAUUAUCAGCCAUUUACUCAACCAGCUUAUGAUCCUUAUGGUUAUGCUAAUAAUGGUCAAAUGAUGCCUCAAGCAUAUAUGGUUCCAGCUGCCACUAUUCAGCAAAUGUAUCCAACAAAUCCACCUGUUUUGUCUUAUCAAGCUGCUAUGAACAUUAUUUCUCCACAGCAACAGCAGCAACAGCAUCAUCAACAACAGCAACAACAACAACAAGCACCUUCUCUUAUCAGUGGCAAUUAUAGACCUCAAGAACAACAACCACAACCACCACAACAACAGCAACAGCCUUCUACUGAUCCAUCUGUUAAUGCAGCUAACACGAGUGCCACUGGUACACCUACUAAUUCGACACCCGCUCAUGGUGGUGAUAACUUAAAUGGAAUCAAAGCUGAAGAUGAUGACGAUGAAGGUUCCAAAUUAACUAUCUUAUCUCAACUGUGUAGUGCUGUUUUAGAUCGUAAUGAUGCACCUAAACAGGACACAAUGACACUUCCUACUACUACUACCACAGAAGAGAUUAAACAAGAAGAGGCGCAUCAAAACACACCUCCUCCAAGUCGCCCUCAUUCUCGUGAAACUUCCCAUGACAAUAACACGAAUAAUGUAACAAUGCCUACCACAAGUGGACCUAAUUUCGGAGCUGAUUCUCCUCAUACCUAUGUUAAUGGUCAUUUAGCUCAUCGUGGCCCCACUACUGCUGCUGGUAACAGUCCUGUUGGUACACCUCAUGUUGCUUAUGGAACUCCUGGUUCUUCUCCUUCUGAGUCACCUGUGGGUUCACUUCAUUUCAAUCAUGUUCCUAAGCCUCAACCUUGGAUGCAACAAGCAACCGCAAAUAUCACUUCCACUACUACACCUGAUCCAUCUCAACAACAACAACAACAACAACCUCAAUAA